This is a messenger RNA of Propithecus coquereli (Coquerel's sifaka), 4113 nucleotides long. It is a transcript of the gene SORCS1, whose product is annotated as sortilin-related VPS10 domain containing receptor 1. The transcript has 26 exons. The record is from RefSeq and is a predicted model, not a curated record. Gene Ontology annotation, cellular component: membrane; Golgi apparatus. Lineage: Eukaryota; Metazoa; Chordata; Mammalia; Primates; Indriidae. Gene Ontology annotation, biological process: post-Golgi vesicle-mediated transport. Bases 179 to 3718 code for a protein of 1179 amino acids. Gene Ontology annotation, molecular function: protein binding.
GCACAAGCCUAGCCCGGGCGAGCGGCCGCCACCUGCCCGGCGCCGCCUCCCGCCCCACCGCGGCCCAAGUUGGAUGGAGUUGGGGUCCUGAGCGCCUGCCCCCCGCAGCCCGCCAGCAGAGAGCCCCGCGCCGCCACCUCGCUCUGGGACCCCGUCUCGGCUCCUCUCCGCUCCCGCCAUGGGAAAAGUUGGCGCCGGCCGCGGCUUCCCGGCCCGCCUGAGCGCGCUCCUCGCCGGCGCGGGGCUCUUGGUUCUCUGCGCCCCCGGCGCCUGCAGCAGCGGCUCUUGCUGCGCCCCACCGCACCCCAGCUCGACCUCGCGCGGGGCACCGACCUCUCGGGGCUUUUCUCGUCAGGGGCUGCCAGGCAGGGCUCCUGCCACGCCCCUGCCCCUCCUAGUGCGUCCCCUGUUCACGGUGGCCCCCGGGGACCGAGUGCUGUCCCUGGAGCGGGCCCGGGGCACUGGUGCGUCCGUGGCGGUCGCAGCACGCUCUGGCCGGAGGAGACGGAGCGAAGGGGACCAGGAGAAAGCAGAACGGAAAGAGGGCUCGAGUAGGAGCCCCCGGGGAGUGCUAAGAGACGGAGGGCAGCAGGAGCCUGGGACUCAGGAGCGGAACCCGGACAAAGCCACCCGCUUCCGGAUGGAGGAGCUGAGACUGACCAGCACCACGUUUGCGCUGACGGGCGACUCAGCACACAACCAAGCCAUGGUCCACUGGUCCGGCCACAACAGCAGCGUGAUUCUCAUCUUGACAAAGCUCUACGACUAUAACCUGGGGAGCAUCACCGAGAGCUCACUUUGGAGGUCAACCGAUUAUGGAACAACCUAUGAGAAGCUGAAUGAUAAAGUUGGUUUGAAAACGAUUUUAAGCUAUCUCUAUGUGUGUCCUACCAACAAGCGUAAGAUUAUGUUACUCACAGACCCGGAGAUUGAGAGCAGCUUGCUGAUCAGCUCAGAUGAAGGGGCAACCUACCAAAAGUACCGGCUGAAUUUCUACAUCCAGAGCUUGCUUUUUCACCCCAAGCAAGAGGACUGGAUUCUGGCCUACAGUCAAGACCAAAAGUUAUACAGCUCUGCUGAAUUUGGGAGAAGGUGGCAGCUUAUCCAGGAAGGGGUCAUACCAAACAGGUUCUACUGGUCCGUCAUGGGGUCCAACAAGGAACCAGACCUCGUGCAUCUCGAGGCCAGAACUAUGGAUGGUCAUUCACAAUAUCUAACUUGCCGAAUGCAGAACUGCACAGAGACUAACAGAAAUAAACCCUUUCCAGGCUACAUUGACCCAGACUCUUUGAUUGUCCAAGAUGAUUACGUGUUUGUUCAGCUGACUUCAGGAGGCCGGCCACAUUACUACGUGUCCUACCGAAGGAACGCAUUUGCCCAAAUGAAGCUUCCGAAGUACGCUUUGCCCAAGGACAUGCAUGUCAUCAGCACAGAUGAGAACCAAGUGUUCGCAGCGGUCCAAGAAUGGAACCAAAACGACACGUACAACCUCUAUAUCUCAGACACCCGUGGUAUCUACUUCACCCUGGCCUUGGAGAACGUCCAGAGCAGCAGAGGCCCCGAGGGCAAUGUCAUGAUUGACCUCUAUGAGGUAGCAGGGAUAAAGGGAAUGUUCUUGGCUAACAAGAAGAUUGACAACCAAGUGAAGACUUUCAUCACGUAUAACAAAGGCAGAGACUGGCGUUUGCUGCAGGCACCAGACACGGAUCUAAGGGGGGACCCCGUGCGCUGCUUGCUGCCCUAUUGUUCACUACAUCUUCACCUGAAGGUCUCUGAGAACCCCUACACAUCUGGGAUCAUUGCCAGCAAAGACACAGCUCCCAGCAUCAUAGUGGCAUCAGGUAACAUAGGUUCUGAAUUGUCAGACAGCGACAUCAGCAUGUUUGUCUCUUCAGAUGCAGGGAACACUUGGAGGCAGAUCUUUGAAGAAGAACACAGUGUUUUAUACCUGGAUCAAGGCGGAGUCCUGGUUGCUAUGAAACACACAUCUCUCCCAAUUCGACAUCUUUGGUUGAGUUUUGAUGAAGGGAGAUCUUGGAGCAAAUACAGUUUCACAUCUAUUCCACUUUUUGUGGAUGGGGUUCUGGGGGAACCUGGAGAAGAGACUCUUAUCAUGACAGUGUUUGGACACUUCAGCCACCGCUCUGAAUGGCAGCUGGUCAAAGUGGACUACAAGUCCAUCUUUGACAGACGGUGUGCCGAGGAGGACUACAGACCUUGGCAGCUGCACAGCCAGGGGGAAGCAUGCAUCAUGGGAGCGAAAAGGAUCUAUAAGAAGCGAAAGUCAGAGCGGAAGUGUAUGCAAGGAAAAUACGCAGGAGCUAUGGAGUCUGAACCCUGUGUCUGCACAGAGGCUGAUUUUGACUGUGACUAUGGUUAUGAGCGACACAGCAAUGGCCAGUGUCUGCCGGCAUUUUGGUUCAAUCCAUCCUCUCUGUCAAAGGACUGCAGCUUGGGACAGAGUUACCUCAAUAGUACUGGGUAUAGAAAGGUGGUUUCCAAUAACUGCACUGAUGGCGUAAGGGAACAGUACACUGCCAAGCCACAGAAGUGUCCAGGAAAGGCCCCCCGGGGGCUCCGGAUCGUCACGGCUGAUGGAAAACUGACAGCAGAACAAGGGCACAACGUUACUCUCAUGGUGCAAUUGGAAGAGGGCGACGUUCAGCGGACGCUCAUCCAGGUGGACUUCGGCGACGGUAUCGCAGUGUCUUACGUCAAUCUGAGCUCCAUGGAAGAUGGGAUCAAACACGUCUAUCAGAACGUGGGCAUUUUCCGAGUGACCGUGCAGGUGGACAACAGUCUGGGGUCUGACAGCGCCGUCCUGUACUUACAUGUAACUUGUCCCCUGGAGCACGUGCACCUCUCUCUUCCCUUUGUCACCACAAAGAACAAAGAAGUCAACGCGACGGCAGUGCUGUGGCCCAGCCAAGUGGGCACCCUGACUUACGUGUGGUGGUACGGAAACAACACGGAGCCCUUGAUCACCCUGGAGGGAAGCAUAUCAUUCAAGUUUACUUCGGAAGGAAUGAAUACCAUCACGGUGCAGGUCUCAGCUGGGAACGCCAUCCUACAGGACACGAAGACCAUCGCAGUGUACGAGGAAUUCCGGUCUCUUCGCUUGUCCUUUUCUCCAAACCUGGAUGACUACAACCCAGAUAUCCCUGAGUGGAGGAGGGACAUCAGCCGAGUCAUCAAAAAAUCCCUGGUGGAAGCCACGGGGGUUCCAGCCCAGCACAUCUUGGUGGCGGUGCUCCCUGGCUUACCCACUGCUGCCGAGCUCUUUGUCUUGCCCUAUCAGGAUCCAACGGGAGAAAACAAAAGGUCAGCAGACGAUCUGGAGCAGAUAUCGGAAUUACUGAUCCAGAAGCUCAACCAAAACUCAGUACACUUUGAGCUGAAGCCAGGGGUGCAAGUCUUUGUCCACGCAGCCCACUUAACAGCAGCGCCACUGGUGGACCUCACUCCAGCCCACAGUGGAUCCGCCAUGCUGAUGCUGCUCUCAGUGGUGUUUGUGGGGCUGGCGGUGUUCGUCAUCUACAAGUUUAAAAGGAAGAUCCCGGGGAUUAAUGUUUAUGCCCAGAUGCAGAAUGAGAAAGAACAAGAGAUGAUCAGUCCAGUCAGUCACUCUGAAAGCAGGCCCAAUAUCCCUCAGACUGAACUAAGGAGGCCUGGCCAGCUUGUAGAUGAGAAGGUGGAAUCACAGCUCAUAGGUAAAUGAUUCCUUAGCCAUUAGCUGUUCAGCCUGAGUAGGCAAUGGCUGACUCUCUCCCUAACCCCUUUCUGGCUUGACAUAACCACUUUCUUCUUCUCUAACACCCCUAAGAGAAAUAGCUAAGAUGCCUCUUUCCCUGCUUCUUUCCAUCAGGAUGAAAAAAAUUUUCUUGUGCCUAUCUAGUUUUUUUCUCUCAUUAGUUUAUUCCUCUUUUUGCAAAAACUCUCCCUAAAACAUUGGGCUUCAAAUGAUUAUGGCAAAGAACAAAGCAUUGGCUCUAACAAUACACAAGAAAGAAAGGCCUCAGAGGCUGGGGCUGGUGGACCCGAAGGCCAGACAAGGUUUGAGGGAUAGGAUGUGUAUUGAUGAAAACCAAACAUGGCGGCCCCCAGCAGAUGCAG